GUGAUCUUGACAUUAUUUGGACUUAAUUCAUAACAGCGAAAUAUGGAUAUGUCAGGAAUUACACCUCCGUGCAUGGAUUGGGACAGUACAAACCUCCCGGAGGCGUGGGAAAGGUUCAAGCGACACGUGGAACUCAUCUUCACUGGACCUUUGAGCUCCAAAUCAGAGAUAGAGAAAGUGUCAUAUCUUCUCUUGUGGAUAGGCGACAAAGGCCGCGACGUUCAUCAAGCGUGGACUCUGACUGAAGCCGAGAAAAAGAGCCUGAAAUCCAUUUACAAGAAAUUUCAAGCUCACGUCCAGCCAAAACUCAACCCAAUUUUCGCGCGCUUCAGAUUCUACAACGAAGUUCAAGGAGCUGACACUAUCGACAAAUUUGUCACUCGACUACGACUACGCUCACGUGACUGUAAGUUCAACGCAAACGAAGACGAAAUGAUCAGAGACAGGAUCGUUUUCGGCACGAACAAUUCAAGAAUAAGGGAAAAACUCAUCAAUGAAGGAGAGAAGCUAACGCUUGACAAAGCACUCCAGAUAGCUCAAAGCUUUGAGUACUGCCAGACUCAAAUGGCAACCAUGAAUUUGACGUCAACGCAAACGGACACACCGCCAGUCACCCCAACACCCGUGGACGCCAUACACAGACGUAACGGACGUAAGCCACCGCCAGACAACCACCAACAGCAGCGCCAACCACCACAGCAGCGCCAACAACAACGUUCAUAUCAACGAUAUGAGAAAUCAUGUGACAAUUGCGGACGAGUGCACGGACCUACCAAAACUCAGUGCCCAGCAUUUGGCAAAUUGUGUAACAAGUGCCAAAAACAAAAUCAUUUUGGACAUAUGUGCAGAAGUAACCAGAAUUACCACAAAUCUGUACAUGACAUUGACGCUAGUGCUGUAGACGGUGCAUGUGGAUAUUCAUGUGACACACCGGAAUACUACAUCGACAUGGUAAGCACACGUUCUUUAUCACAAUCGCCAGACCGUGCCUUCGUUCCCAUCACUCUUGGUCCUAGCAAAGUACCAAUACAUUUCAAAAUUGAUACAGGCAGUGAAUGCAACAUAGUUUCACAUGAAACGUUCAAACGCCUAAAAUUAAGUGCCCCUCUCGAGCCCCCCGACAGCAAACUGACCUCUUACUCAGGCGACCUUCUCAAGGUUCUUGGAAAAAACGAGGAAGAUGUUCUAUAUCUAUGGAACGGACUAUAGAUAGACUGACCACGUGAUUGGCCAGAGCCCGCGGAGCCCGGCACGCUCCAGCGUCAGUCAUUAACUAUAGCUCGAUAGGAUAACAUGCAACUGUAGAUUGUGUAUUAAACUGUUAAAUAGACAUAGCCUUUUGUACUUGCCUUCACCCUUGUGUUGACUUU
Messenger RNA from Mya arenaria, 1370 nucleotides. RefSeq lists its product as uncharacterized. The transcript is spliced from 2 exons. The record is from RefSeq and is a predicted model, not a curated record. Lineage: Eukaryota; Metazoa; Mollusca; Bivalvia; Myida; Myidae. Bases 43 to 1209 code for a protein of 388 amino acids.